This is a messenger RNA of Chionomys nivalis (European snow vole), 3477 nucleotides long. RefSeq names its product protein DDI1 homolog 2. Gene Ontology annotation, biological process: proteolysis. The coding region runs from base 230 to 3181 and encodes 983 amino acids. Gene Ontology annotation, molecular function: protein binding; aspartic-type endopeptidase activity. The record is from RefSeq and is a predicted model, not a curated record. The transcript is spliced from 9 exons. NCBI's taxonomy places the organism in Eukaryota, Metazoa, Chordata, Mammalia, Rodentia, Cricetidae.
CCGGCAGACAGACGGCCUCGCAGGCGGGUGGCGGCGGCCGUGCUGGCUGCAGAGGGCGGGAGCGAGUGAGUCACUGUGCGCGUGUGAGGGAGGGAAGGAGCGAGGGAGCGAGCAGCCCGCGCCCGCCGCCCUCCCGCAGCUCCCGGCAGCCCACUCCCACCCCCCGCCACCGCCUGCCCUCCGCCCAGCGCCCAGGCCGGGCCGAGCCGAGCCGGGUCGGGCCCGGGCCAUGCUGCUCACCGUGUACUGUGUGCGGAGGGACCUCUCCGAGGUGACCUUUUCCCUCCAGGUCGACGCCGACUUCGAGCUGCAUAACUUCCGCGCGCUGUGCGAGCUGGAGUCCGGCAUCCCCGCCGCCGAGAGCCAGAUUGUCUAUGCAGAAAGACCUCUCACUGACAACCACAGAUCCCUGGCUUCUUACGGCUUGAAAGAUGGCGAUGUUGUGAUUUUACGGCAGAAGGAGAAUGCGGACCCUCGCCCUCCAGUGCAGUUCUCAAACUUGCCCCGGAUUGACUUCAGUAGUAUAGCUGUGCCUGGUACAUCAAACCCCCAACAGCGCCAGCUGCCCAGAGCGCAGGCUCAGCACUCAUCUCCUGGGGAAACAGCAUCGUCUCCUCAAGGCUUGGACAACCCAGCCCUGCUCCGAGACAUGCUGCUGGCCAACCCGCACGAGCUGUCCUUACUGAAGGAGCGUAACCCGCCCCUGGCAGAAGCUCUGCUCAGUGGAGAUCUUGAGAAAUUUUCCAGGGUCCUGAUAGAGCAACAGCAGGACCGAGCUCGGAGAGAACAAGAAAGGAUUCGUCUGUUUUCUGCUGACCCCUUUGAUCUUGAAGCUCAGGCAAAGAUAGAAGAAGAUAUAAGGCAGCAGAACAUCGAGGAGAACAUGACGAUAGCCAUGGAGGAGGCCCCGGAGAGCUUCGGCCAGGUCGCCAUGCUCUACAUCAACUGCAGAGUGAACGGGCACCCUGUGAAAGCCUUCGUCGACUCAGGUGCCCAGAUGACUAUUAUGAGCCAGGCUUGUGCAGAAAGGUGUAACAUCAUGAGACUGGUGGACCGUCGGUGGGCUGGCAUAGCCAAAGGCGUAGGCACACAGAAGAUUAUUGGAAGGGUGCAUCUAGCUCAGGUUCAGAUUGAAGGCGAUUUCCUGGCAUGUUCCUUCUCCAUACUCGAAGAACAGCCAAUGGACAUGCUUCUGGGACUGGACAUGCUUAAACGACAUCAGUGUUCGAUUGACUUGAAGAAAAAUGUACUGGUGAUCGGCACUACAGGCUCACAGACCACCUUCCUUCCUGAGGGGGAGCUACCAGAGUGUGCCCGCUUGGCAUAUGGAACUGGGCGAGAGGACAUACGGCCAGAGGAGAUUGCAGACCAAGAAUUAGCAGAAGCCAUUCAAAAAUCAGCAGAGGAUGCAGAGAAAAGCAGUAAAGAAUCUACCUCACUGGGAAUGUCAUCGUUGCUGACUUCAGAUGGGUUCGACCAUCCAGCCCCUUCUUCAGGGCAGAGUCCUGAGGUUGGUAGCCCCACGAGUCUUGCUCGCUCUGUCUCUGCUUCAGUUUGCGCCAUCAAGCCCAGUGACCCCAAUAGCAUUGAACCUAUAGCUAUGGAGGCUGUGAAGGCUUCGGCUGAAUUCCAGACAAACUCUCCGAAAACAGAUCCUCCUCCUCUGCAGGGCCUUCCUGAUCUCACUUCCCCACCAGACCAGAAUCCAGCUAUGCCUUUGCAUAAUUCAUCCGAAGAAGCAUUUGUUGCAGAUAAUUCAGAGAAGUUUGCUGUUGGAGGAACCCAGGGCCUCAGAGUUUAUCUCCACACCAGACAGGACACUAGUUUAUCUCUUACAACUACUGGGGUGCAUGAGCCACAGAGAUUUGUGAAAGAAAAGAGUUGGCAUCCAGAAAAUCAGAAUCCAGGUCAAGUGAAUGGCCCUCAGCAGCCCAGAGAACCACACAGAGGGAAUGGUCAGCAGAGUGCCCCACACGACCAACAAUGUCCCUGUGACACAAAAGAAAAUCAACAGGACCAAGAAAACAUUGUCAGUUUGGAAGCUGUGAUGAAAGGAGAUGAACUACAGACAAAUGCUCGUCUUUCAGAUACAGAGAAAAGUCUUGUAGCUUCAGGGCACUAUAGCUGCUCAUGCCCAGAAACCCUGAUGGACGUGGAUACAACUGAACGGUCUCUGACUGCCGUGUGCAGCUUCAUGGGUGGGCAGGAUGCCAGCAUCAGGAGCCCUGGUGCACCGCAUCUUACUUCAGAUAAUCCCACGGUGGAAAUGGAAGCAGGACACUGCAGCCCCUCACCUGAAAGCAUGGAACAUUCCAUCUCAGCUUGGGAUUUGCAGCCCCCAGAAGAUAAUGUUGAAGUGUCUGCGAUGGAUAGCAAAGAUAGCAGCGCUUCCUCUUCCCCUCUGAGUGACCACGGUCAGCCCUCUGUGGAGGCAGCCGAAGAAUUUUGUUCAUCUGUCACAGUGGCCUUGAAAGAACUGCAUCAUCUUUUGGUCAUUAGCUGUAAACCAGCUUCGGAAAAUGCACCUGAAGAUGCUAACUGUCGGUCAGAGAUGCAAGCUAAGAGCCAAACAGGUACUUUGGACCUUUCCAGAAGGGGGGCCCAGAGUGAGAAUUUGACCCCUAGUGACCAGUAUCCACAAGUCUCCUGUCACCAGACCACCUCUGAAUCAGAGAAGACAGAAAUUGUAGGCACCACACCUUGUCUUGGCAUGGAGCAUGAAGCAUACACUAGCUUCAGGGGUCUGGGUGGUGGCUUGUCACCUGGCAAAGAAGGUGUCCCCAGACCAAGGGAGUCUGUCGCCAUAACCUCAGCUAAACCAUCUGAUCAGCCACAUUGCACCUCAGGUGUGGAAAUUUCACCCACAUUUGCAGCAGGUGAGGAGGGUACCCACAGUCAGCCUUCCGAGCACGUGCAGAAUCCAGACACAGACAGGCCGGAGACCAGCAGUGUUUGCCCUGGAGCUGCGCCGCCUUCCCGUGGAUUGGACCCACCUGCCACACAGCACUUGUCUUCUCCCUCUGCUCUUCCACCCUUCAUCUUUCCCACUGCAGAUGUUGACCGGAUUCUUGGUGCCGGCUUCACUCUGCAGGAAGCCCUUGGGGCUUUGCAUCGAGUUGGUGGGAACGCAGACCUCGCACUUCUUGUUUUGCUAGCAAAGAACAUUGUGGUCCCUACGUAAUUGUGGGAAAGCAGCUAGACCAUACCCAUUCCCUCUGUGAAAGCUCUCUCCACACAGACACACUCACCACAUACAUACACACUAUAUGUAGAAACCAACCUGCAAGCAAAAUGUUGAGCCAGAUUUUUUUUUCCCGGCCAAAGUAAUUUAUGAUCUUUUGUCUGAUGAAUUUGUCUAUUUUACUUGUUUAAAAUUUGGGCCUUUUAAAAUGUAUUGGCAGUAUGUGCAUACAAAAGCUUUUUAUUCUCAUUAAGAUGAUGUAUUCUGUAAUAAAACAGAUGGUUUUGUGUAUAGCA